This is a messenger RNA of Lotus japonicus, 1957 nucleotides long. Its product is annotated as probable GTP diphosphokinase CRSH, chloroplastic. The transcript is spliced from 4 exons. Lineage: Eukaryota; Viridiplantae; Streptophyta; Magnoliopsida; Fabales; Fabaceae. Gene Ontology annotation, molecular function: calcium ion binding. The coding region runs from base 79 to 1821 and encodes 580 amino acids. The record is from RefSeq and is a predicted model, not a curated record. Gene Ontology annotation, biological process: guanosine tetraphosphate metabolic process.
UUGAGAGAAGAAAGAAAGAAACCGAAGCAUCAUCCUCUACUCUACUCUUCUCUGCUUGCACCCAACAACCAAACAAAAAUGGAGCUCUCGCAGUUAAACCUCCACGCUCACGAUUUCCCCACCACACACUAUUCUCUCCCCAAAACCCCCACCACUUCUCCAUUCAUUCUCAUACCACUCUUCAUCCUCCGUCACCACCGCCGCCGCCGCACGCGUCUCCGAUGGUCAGCUCCGAGGGCGUGCGCGGCGGCGGAGGUCACCGGCGGAGGGAAGAUGGUGAUGGAGUUGGUCGGAGCCUUCAACGAACUCACCGAGAGGAUGAAGGUGCUGUCGACGAGCUCCUCCGGCCUUCUCUUCAAGUCCCUCAAGCUCUCCAUCCCUGUUCUUCAAACCUCCCCUGUCUCCGCCGAUGGCCGCUCUCCCCUUUCCAAAGCACUGUCCCUCGCCAUGAUCCUCGCUGAUCUCCAGAUGGAUGCUGAAGUUAUAUCGGCUGGAAUAUUGAGAGAGGUGUUGGAGGUAGGUGCAUUGAGUAUCAAUGAAAUUCAGAGCGAGAUAGGUGCUGCCACUGCUCAUUUGGUGUACGAGAGUUUGCGUGUGAAGAACAUCCCGUCCAGGAUUGAUGUUCUGGAUGAUGACAAUGCUGCUGCGCUGAGGAAGUUCUGCCUCACUUAUUAUGACAUCAGGGCUUUGAUCUUGGACCUGGCCUUGAAGCUUGACAUGAUGAGACAUAUUGCUUAUCUCCCUAGGUACCAGCAGCAGAUCCUUUCCCUACAAGUGAUGAAAAUUCAUGCCCCCCUUGCUCAUGCUCUGGGGACUACCUACUUGUCACUGGAGUUGGAAGAUCUGUCCUUUCAGUAUUUGUUUCCUUACUCAUACCUUUAUGUUGAUACGUGGUUGACGAGUCAUGAGACUGGGGAUAAACCUCUUAUUGAUGUGUACAAGGAAGAACUGCUCCAGACACUAGAAGCUGACCCAUUGAUUGCGGAACUUGUGGAUGAUAUCUCAAUUAAAGGUCGCUAUAAGAGUCGUUACAGCACGAUGAAGAAGCUCUUGAAGGAUGGUAGGAGGCCAGAAGAUGUGAAUGAUGUGCUUGGGCUGCGAGUCGUGUUGAAUCCUAAACCUGGUGAUGGUGCAUUGGAAGCUGGAGAGAGAGCUUGCUAUAGGGCUCAUGAGAUCAUUCAGUCCAUGUGGAAAGAAAUCCCUUACAGGACAAAAGAUUAUAUUGCCAGGCCAAAAGCAAAUGGGUAUAGAAGUUUGCAUAUGGCAGUGGAUGUGAGUGACAAUUGUAGGACAAGACCAUUGAUGGAAAUACAGAUAAGAACAACAGAAAUGGACAGGUUAGCUGUUGGUGGAACAGCUUCACACUCAUUAUAUAAGGCUGGUCUUACUGAUCCACAAGAGGCAAAGCGUCUGAAGACAAUCAUGCUGGCUGCAGCUGAGCUUGCUGCUCUGCGCCUUAGAGAUCUUCCAGGCGCAAUUCAUAAAGGGAUCGAGAUUGACCAGAGGGAUAGAGUGUUUCGCCUUCUUGACAAGAAUGGAGAUGGUAAAAUUAGCAUUGAGGAACUUGCAGAGGUGAUGGAGGAGCUUGGUGCACCAGGAGAAGAUGCCAAAGACAUGAUGCAGCUCCUUGACUCGAAUAGUGAUGGCUCUCUGAGUUCUGAUGAAUUUCAUAUGUUCCAAAACCAGAUUGAGUUGGUGCACAAUUUAGAGGACCGAGAUGAUCAGUACAAGAAAAUGUUGGAUGAGAAGCUUCAUAUGGCAGAUGACAGUGGAUUAAUUCAGGUAUAUAAUAAGGAGUUCGGCAACAGGCUUGUAAGCUAGUGUGUAAGUGAUGUAUGUAUUUUCCAUGUAAAUUAAUUGAUUGCAUAGUGAAGUUCCAGUGAUUAAGAAAUUGUUUCAAAAUCAUGCUUACUCUGACCUAUUGUUUUAUAAUUCAAUGUUAUCUUCAUAGUCCAAA